CUCACGUUCGUUUUUUUCUUUUCUUUUUCCCGUUCUUUCUUUCUUUCACUCCUUUUUUUUUUUAAAAAAAAAAGAACAAGCUACAUUCAUGCUCUUACUCAAGUGCUUCGUUCCACGCGCUUCUUUUCCUUUAUUACGAUACCCUUUACAAGAUGCUGGUCAUCGAUUCUUCUCCAUGACACGAACUCCUGAUCUAGAAGUGGACAAUGUUGUGAUAGGUGGUGGUGUCGUUGGUUUGGCCAUCGCGGAAAUGCUUACUAGGAAUAGACCUCAAGAAACAACUAUUCUGGUAGAAAAAAACAAGAGACUAGGCGAAGAAACUAGUUCACGUAAUAGUGAAGUGAUUCAUGCUGGUAUAUAUUAUCCCAAGGAUAGCUUGAAAACUCAACUGUGUAUCCAAGGCAAUCGACAACUUUAUGCUUUACUUGAAAAGACAACGAUUCCAUAUAACAAGAUUGGCAAAUGGGUAGUGGCACAAUCACCUGAACAACACGAGUAUUUACAACAACUAUCAGCCAAGGCGACUUCACUGGGAGUAGAAACUUAUUUUAUUGAUGGAGAAAAGGCAAUGUCAAUGGAACCUGAACUUAAGGCAUAUUCAGUCCUGGUAUCACCAACUACUGGUAUUCUUGAUUCUCAUUCGUUUAUGGAUUAUCUUGAACAAAAAAUCAUAGAUCAAGGUGGCGACAUUGCACUCAACACAUGUAUUCAACAUAUACGACGUGGUGAUAACGGUGGAUAUUACUUGAAAGUAGAGGAUGAAAGCAACAACAAGAUAACAGUAUGGGCACAACAGCGGGUAUUCAAUGCAGCAGGACUUCAUGCACAUCAUCUUAGCAAUGACUUGAUGCCAAACAAGUACAAGCUUUAUUAUGCACGAGGACAUUAUUACGCUUACAAUGCACCUAGCUCCAUUCGACAUUUGAUUUAUCCUUGUCCUGAAAAGAAUUUGGCUGGUUUAGGAACUCAUUUGACCUUGGAUAUGGCUAACAAAAUCAAAUUUGGUCCUGAUGUUCAGUAUGUUGACAAUCCUUUUGAUUAUUCUUUACCUUUAGAGAAUGAUCAUAAGAUGGCUUUUGUUCGUGCUAUUCAAUCUUAUUUACCUAAUGUGAACCCUGACAAGUUACAACCUGAUUACGCUGGUAUAAGACCUAAACUUGCUGGCCCGGGAGAACCUUUUCAAGACUUUAUUAUCAAGGAAGAAAAAGAGGAUGGAUUUGAUGGAUUUUACUCUUUAAUUGGUAUUGAAAGUCCUGGUCUUACUUCUUCUCUUGCCAUUGCUAAUUAUAUUCAUCAACUGAUGGAAAAUUAGAUUUUUUUUUUGAUAAUUGUGAAUAAACUAUUGUUUUUAUUUGAUGUCUGUGA
This is a messenger RNA of Halteromyces radiatus, 1365 nucleotides long. RefSeq names its product FAD dependent oxidoreductase. Gene Ontology annotation, cellular component: mitochondrion. Bases 89 to 1312 code for a protein of 407 amino acids. The transcript is spliced from 3 exons. NCBI's taxonomy places the organism in Eukaryota, Fungi, Mucoromycota, Mucoromycetes, Mucorales, Cunninghamellaceae. Gene Ontology annotation, molecular function: (S)-2-hydroxyglutarate dehydrogenase activity; (S)-2-hydroxy-acid oxidase activity. The record is from RefSeq and is a predicted model, not a curated record.